AUGGACUUUGAUUACUUUCAGACAAUUUCUCUUGAGGAAUCUAGCCAUUAUAGUACAUUCGAAAUCAAAAAAGCUUUUGAUUUUAAUUUCGAUCCAUCUGAGUAUUGGGUUGCAAACACAUAUAAUGGAUAUUUUAAAAUUUGCUUCCCUUUCCAUUAUCUUUCAAUCGAAUCUUUUGAAAUCACCACAUCAAGCAAAGAUUGCCGUCCAGUUAAGAUUGCAGCCGAAGCUAGUGCAAAUGGUAUAGAUUACAGAGGACGCCAAGAGUAUGAGCCUCGUAUGGAAAAAGGCACUACAAAGCAAUUUUUAUUUAAUUACAAUACAAGCUUAAUUAAAUGCUUUAAAUUUUAUUCUAUUCAAUCUACAUGUCAGGAUAUGGGAGGUGAUAUAAAUCAAUUCGAGUUCUUCGGAUACCUUUAUGAUAUUAAUGCGACAAUGAAACAUUUUGGAUGCUACAAAGCAAUGCAUUUAUCUUGUAAUUUCCAUUAUAGUUUCGGGUCAAUAGGACUAUUUCUUAUUUUUUCAAUUUUGUAA
This is a messenger RNA of Trichomonas vaginalis G3, 534 nucleotides long. RefSeq lists its product as uncharacterized. NCBI's taxonomy places the organism in Eukaryota, Parabasalia, Trichomonadida, Trichomonadidae. The transcript has a single exon. The record is from RefSeq and is a predicted model, not a curated record. Bases 1 to 534 code for a protein of 177 amino acids.